Messenger RNA from Nicotiana attenuata, 683 nucleotides. Its product is annotated as histone H2B-like. Gene Ontology annotation, molecular function: structural constituent of chromatin; protein heterodimerization activity; DNA binding. NCBI's taxonomy places the organism in Eukaryota, Viridiplantae, Streptophyta, Magnoliopsida, Solanales, Solanaceae. The coding region runs from base 73 to 504 and encodes 143 amino acids. Gene Ontology annotation, cellular component: nucleosome. Gene Ontology annotation, biological process: nucleosome assembly. The record is from RefSeq and is a predicted model, not a curated record. The transcript has a single exon.
AAAACCACAUCCAUUCUUCUCCAACAAACUUUUCAUCUUUCUCAAAUCUUCGGUAAAUUUCUACACUAUUCCAUGGCUCCGAAGGCAGAAAAGAAACCCGCCGAGAAGAAUCCGGCACCGGAAAAGCCUGAAGUUCCGGCGGAGAAGAAGCCAAAAGCCGGUAAAAAACUCCCUAAAGACGUCGGUCCCGUAGCCGGAGAAAAGAAGAAGAAGAAGGUGAAGAAGAGUUCGGAGACGUACAAGAUCUAUAUAUUCAAAGUGCUAAAACAAGUGCAUCCAGAUAUAGGAAUUUCGAGCAAAGCGAUGGGAAUAAUGAACAGUUUUAUUAACGAUAUAUUUGAGAAACUUGCUCAAGAAGCUUCUAAAUUAGCGCGGUAUAAUAAGAAGCCUACAAUUACGUCCAGGGAAAUUCAGACGGCGGUUAGAUUGGUGUUACCUGGUGAAUUAGCGAAGCAUGCUGUUUCUGAAGGGACUAAAGCUGUUACCAAGUUUACUAGCUCUUGAAAUUUUUUAAGGAUUGAUUAGGUUAUAUUGGGAAUUGAGAAUUGGGGUUAGGGUUUCGUUCAAUAGUAUUAGUCGGUUAAUUUUUGUUGGUUGAUUUCAUGUAUGUUGGCUUUUCUAUGGGAUAAUGUAAAGUACAAUGCUGUUGCUUAGCAAUGAAAUCUGCUUUUUAUGUAUUCUUA